UUUUAACCUCAGCCUCUGCAUAUCUGCAACGUGCAGCUGGAUGUGGGCAGUGGAUCUCGUCAAGGCCUAUGUGCAUGCCUUGUGGGCUAGGCCCUUCACCGUGUUGGGAGUGAACAUCGUAGUCGUCUUGAUCGUGCCCGGGAUCGCCAGACUAGCUGGAAACAACGACCCAGAUGAGAACGCCAUCUCUCACGUCUUCGGGCAGGCGUCGAUUUGCGUUGCCAUGGACUUCCCCGGGUGGUUUGAAGCCGCCACGACCAUAUUCUUUUUCUCAGGGCUUUCAAGUGGCUACGCAGUCUACGAAAUUUAUCGCCACUGCAAAGAGAUGUGGGGAGGGAAGCAACUGCCUUUGGGCAUCUUCAUGGGCGCAGUGAUCCUGUUGAUGAACCUCUUCUGGAUGGUGGGACUCUUCAACCCCGUCACCGAUCACAGCUACGGCCGCGUCCUGGCGCACACGCUGCCGUACCUGGGCCUUCAGCUGGCGUACUUUGCACUGAUGGUGUUUGUCCUCAUCGCUCUCCGUCCAGUUUGUGGCAAGUGCCGCCGAGUGUCCUGGUACGCUGUGACCGUGGUCUAUAUGUUGGGCCAGCUCUUGGGGUGGUUUAUGAUCAUCUACACCUUUGUGGAAUUUGCUCGACAUGAAGGGACAGGUGAAAAUGGCUACAAGGGCCCCAUGAAUCGCUACGCGCACGUUUUUGCCUAUGCUGAGCCUGGCAUCUUGCUCUUCUGCUGGCUUUCCUUGAUGCUGCACCCGCUGAAACUGGAGGCGUCCCCCAAGUCAAAAGAUGAAAAGGCAGAGGUGGAGGUUUGAAAUGGCAGGGCUCUGGGGCCUUGUCUCUGCUCAGUGAGUAUGGCCCUGGCUGAGUCAGGUCUGUGUAUCUUUUUGCAUCUCUUCUGCGGUCUCCGAAUGAGUCAAGGAAGAUGAUUAUCAUCUGCCCCAGCUGCGUUUUAAGCGCUGGCUGAUACGCAGGCAUGAGAGUUGUAGCUCUGCUUUUGGAAUGGCUCAAAAACAACAAGCCCAAUAGUGGG
Messenger RNA from Cladocopium goreaui, 1029 nucleotides. NCBI's taxonomy places the organism in Eukaryota, Dinophyceae, Suessiales, Symbiodiniaceae. The record is from the annotation of a GenBank genome assembly.